CGUCGCCAGAUGCUCGCGUACGCGAGGCCCCCAAAUAGCCUCUUCCUUACCAAUCGGUUGUUUACCGUGCGGAACGUCCAGCCAGGCGUUCCAGGUUUGAGAUUGGAGCAUGUCUUGUUCGAUUCAAUGCAUUUUGCGGACCUUGGUAUCCUCGCCUACUUCAUGGCAGCGGUUUUGUGGUUGCUCGUUCGGCUGGGGUAUUUCCGCAAUUGCGUGGAUGCGGGCCGUGAUGAGGUGGGCGCUGCCAUGGGUGAUGCCUCGAAGCAGUUCCAGAUCGUGAGCGCCCGAUCGGGCGAAAGGCAUGACCCCGUCCAGCUGGGCGGCGUAAAGCCGUUGACAGUGGGCGAGGGCAUGGUUGAAUAUUGCGCGGUCAUGAAGUCGCAGCCCCGUAACAUGGAAGAGUUAGCGCUGCUACGGUUGCAAGCCGUGGUCGAUUGGGCCAUGAACGCAUGGAUUGCCACUGGCCACAGCUGCCAGAUGAAGUGGCAUGUCUUCGGCAAGCACAUUGUCGACCAGGCCCGUUGGGCUGGCAACCCUGCGCGGCCCCGCAAUUAUCGGGGCGAGUCCGAGAAUUUCGACACUCGGAAGAGGGCGGCCUCCAUCAAUCGGACCAAGUUCGCAGUCAACAGCUGGGUCACAUGGUACUUGUCGCACAUUCAGAAGCAGGCCGACAC
This is a messenger RNA of Prorocentrum cordatum, 674 nucleotides long. The record is from the annotation of a GenBank genome assembly. Lineage: Eukaryota; Dinophyceae; Prorocentrales; Prorocentraceae.